AUGGAAAGAACUAUAAUAUACUACCAUCGGCACUGGUUACCUGGAAAAACCAUAGAGUGUAUAUUGGAGCCUCAGGUACUCCACAUAUGCUUAAUGAGACGUAUUCACUCACUUAAAAUCGUCUUGAAACCAUCAAUAUACGAUGAUUUUAUGCACUCUGAACUUCCAGCUGCCCUGGUUCCUAUGUCAAAGGUUCCUCUAAGCCAAGAUAAGCUUUUGACACAUUUACGACAAACUAUAGAUUAUGGCAGGCAGAUGGCAGAGGAUAUGGAUGCUGGGAUAGAAGUACGGAAUGUCUCUAUGGAUGAUAAUCCAGAAGUUGAUUCUCAAAAUGCGUACAUUGGAAAGAUCCAUUCCAAUACGCUGACAUACAUUUUGAAUACAUACAUCAGCACACAUUUGAGAUAUGCCGUACUUUACCUACUUUGGCUGCAUCCUUUGAUAUCGCAAUUUACCUCGGCUGUGAUGCUUGCAUCCGUACCCCUCCCUUACGGAUAUUACGAGUUUUAUAAAAAGAGAAAGAGGAUAAAAAACAAGUGCAGGGAGUAUGGUUAUUACACUUUUGAACACACACUCCGGGAGCUCGUGAUUAUUCUCCACGCUAUUAAAAAGUGCCUAACUUUUGGCACUGAAAAGGGUUUGAUAAAUAUGGAGGAAGGGUCUAUUUUUUCAAACUUGGCAACUCUCUUCAGUAUCCCCUGUAAAGAUGUCAAGGAAAUUCUGGAUUUGCACUCGCAGUUUUCCGGUCUAAAGAGGUACUGCAUCAAGGUUAACAACGAGUACAAUGUCGUUUCUCUAAAACCUCCAUUUCUAUCCGGAGACACAGUAUCCGUCAAUGGCUUUGGAGGAACGUACUUUUCGAAACUUUUCGAAUGGUUUUAA
Molecule: messenger RNA, 882 nt
Organism: Theileria equi strain WA
Lineage: Eukaryota; Apicomplexa; Aconoidasida; Piroplasmida; Theileriidae
Exons: 2
Coding region: 1-882 (293 amino acids)
Source: RefSeq, a predicted model, not a curated record